Molecule: messenger RNA, 1302 nt
Organism: Phoenix dactylifera (date palm)
Lineage: Eukaryota; Viridiplantae; Streptophyta; Magnoliopsida; Arecales; Arecaceae
Product: P-loop containing nucleoside triphosphate hydrolases superfamily protein
Molecular function (GO): GTP binding
Source: RefSeq, a predicted model, not a curated record
UUCGUCUUUCUAUGAACAUAUAUGGUAUGAAAUAAAAGAAGUCACGCUCCUCCAACAAUCGCCUGGCAUACGGUCCUCCGGUUUUAGCCCCUCGGGAGGGUUUAGUUGAAAUUUGCUCCUACAAAGCCCAUGGCCCUCUUUCUCUCUCGUUCCUCUCUCUAUCUCGCUCCCAACGAUGUGCUUCUCAGUCACCGCCUCUUAAGCCUCCGCUCCUUAGCGACAUCCUUCGCCGCUCCUUCCCCCUCGCCUCGCCCCUCCGCCGCCUCCUUCCGCCGUUCCCUCUCCCUCUCCGCCCGGUUGAAACCCGCCAACCCCCCGCCUCCCAAGCGCUCCGCCGCAGCCCAGCCGCCGCCGGCGGAGCUCGUUCCGUCCGCCCUCUUCGUCCCGCCGGGCGUUCCCCGGGAGGAGGUCACCCCCGACAUGUUGCUCCCGGGGUCAAACAUCGUGUUGGGGCCCUACGCCGGCCAUGCCCAGAUCAAACAGGUGGAGUUCGUAAAGAGCAGCGCGCGGGCGCGGGACUGUCCCAAGGACGACCGCCCUGAGUUCGCGAUCCUCGGCCGCUCCAAUGUCGGAAAGUCGUCCCUCAUCAAUGCUCUCGUCCGCAAGAAGGAGUUCGCCCUCACUUCCAAAAAACCAGGCAAAACCCAACUUAUCAAUCACUUUUUGAUCAACAAGAGUUGGUACAUUGUGGAUUUGCCUGGUUACGGGUUUGCAAAUGCUUCUCAAUCUGCUCGAACAGAUUGGUCAUCAUUUACCAAGGGUUACUUCUUAAACCGGGAUACCUUGGUUGCUGUCAUGCUGCUCAUUGAUGCCAGUAUUCCACCUCAGCAAAUUGACCUUGACUGUGCUAAUUGGCUCGGUCGCAACAAUAUUGGAAUGACUUUUGUUUUCACCAAGUGCGACAAAAUGAAGGGUGGGAAAGGAACCCGGCCUGAAGAGAAUAUCAAACAGUUCCAGGAUUUGAUCAGUGAGUACUACAAAGAACCUCCGCCAUGGAUCAUGACCAGCAGCGUCACGGGAUUAGGUCGGGAUGAACUACUUCUCCAUAUGUCACAGUUGAGGAACUACUGGGAUAACAAUGAGCUAUUUUAAAAGCGAUGCUUAAUGCUGCUAGAGUUGCAUCUCUAACCAGAUCACUUUGUAUAUGAAGCUGUGGAUGUGAAAUAUAAUUAAACCCACUGGUAUAGAGUAUUGAGAAAACUCUUGGAAACAAUCACUUUCUUCCUACUUAAUUUGGUGUUGUGUCUUAAAGCUAAAUGCUGUUCUUCAAAUGACUUACGAAUAAAUCCAGUGAUUUUAGUA